Molecule: messenger RNA, 2117 nt
Organism: Trachemys scripta elegans
Lineage: Eukaryota; Metazoa; Chordata; Testudines; Emydidae
Product: butyrophilin subfamily 2 member A1-like
Exons: 11
Coding region: 330-1808 (492 amino acids)
Molecular function (GO): protein binding
Source: RefSeq, a predicted model, not a curated record
UUGGAAGCUGCUGGACGCAUAGAGAAUGUUUCAGUUCAGCUAAAAUUGCAGUAAGUUAACCAGCAGUAGCUGUAUGAACAGACUGGAGUCAGACGUGCCUGCCUAGUGGGAAAUACAUCUGUAAAUACAGAGAAGUUCACUUGUAAUGCAGACCUGGAAGUUCUGAAGCUGGGAGCCCUUCCUCUGCCGCUAGCCUGUGCACUUCACUGUAGGAUCUAGCAGGCCGGCACCUCCUGGACUAAGGGUCCAUUUCACUGGCUGUAGAGAAGCUGGAAAUGUCCCAGUGAUCCUGAAUUGCUGAGAAGUUUCUCCUGGGCUCAUGAGUUACAAUGAAGAUGAGGAUUUCCUUCCACUCCUACUGUGCAAUGGGCAACCUCUCUCUGUGCAGUUACAUCAUUUUCUUUCUUAUGCUCCAUGUUUCUACACUGGAAUCAGUGAAUUUCAAAGUGAUUGGACCUGAUCAUCCCAUCACGGUCUCUGCAGGGGAAGAUGCCCUGUUACCCUGUCACCUCUCCCCCAGCAUGAAUGCUCAGGAGAUGGAGGUGCGCUGGUUCCAAUCCAAGGACUCUGAACUUGUCCAUCUGUAUCAGGAUGGAAAAGAUCAGAUUGAGCUGCAAAUAUCAAAAUAUCGGGACAGAACAGAGCUGCUGAAGGAUGGUAUCGUGGAUGGAAGAGUUGCCCUGCAUAUACGCAACAUCACCCCCUCUGACCAAGGACAGUUUAUCUGUUUCUUCCGAUCACCCAGCUUUUUUGGGGAAGCCACUCUGGAACUGAAGGUGACAGGUCUGGGCUCUACUCCUCGCAUCUCUAUUGACAGCUACCAGAGCAGAGGGAUCCACAUGGUGUGUGAAUCUGCUGGAUGGUACCCGAAGCCCCAGGUGCAGUGGAGAGACCUGAAGGGACAGCACUUACCAUCCCUGACAGAAAAAAUAAUUCAACAUGAUAAUGGCCUGUUUGAAGCACAAAUUUCCAUUAUUGUAACAGAAACUUCCAGUCAGGAUCUGUCCUGCUCUGUCAGCAACUCCCACCUCAACCAAGGGAAAGAAUCCAUGGUCUACAUCGCAGAUUCUUUCUUCCUGGGGGCCUGCCCCUGGAAUGUGGCUGUGUACAUACUCCUGGUUGCUUUGGGUUUGCUCAUUUUCACGGCCAGCUUCUUCUUCUGGAAGCAACACAAGGCAAAAGGGAAACUUGUUGCGGAUCUUGAGAAACAUCUUGCAGAGAAAGAGAAGCUCCAGAAUGAACUUCAAUUGAGAAGAGUUCAAAUAUAUCAAGCCAGCGUGAUUCUGGAUCCAAUCACUGCUCAUCCUGAUCUCAUCCUGUCUGAGGAUCAGACAUGUGUAACAAAAGGAGAUAUAGCACAGAAUGUGCCAAACAAUCCUGAGAGAUUUGAUUCUUCUGUGUGUGUCCUGGGUUCUGAAGGUUUCACAUCAGGGAUACAUUACUGGGAGAUGGAAGUGGGGAAUGGUGGUGACUGGUGGGCUGUAGGGGUUGCCAGAGAGUCUAUAAAGAGGAAGGGAUGGCUCAAUUUUAGCCCAGUGGAGAAGAUCUGGGCUGUGGAGUGUGACUGGGGUAAAUACCAGGCUCUUGACUCCUCUGUGAUCCAUUUGCCUCUGAAUGAGCGACUUGGGAAAAUUGGGGUUUCUCUGGACUUUAAAGAGCAUCAUGUAGCAUUUUAUGAUAUUGAUAACAUGGUGCCAAUAUACACUUUCAAAGAGGUCUCUUUCUCUGAUGAGAAAAUCUUUCCUUUCUUCUGUAUCUGGAGAACUCCAGGAAAAUAUAUCAAACUGUGUGACCGAGAAAAGAGUUAGCCCUACAUUUUCAAGUGUCCAUUAUUUUUUGGUGCCAGCACUCAAAAUUAGUGGGCACUUAUGAAAAUUUAGAGCAAAUUACCUCACUGUGCCCAGAAUUCUGUACCUUUCAAAACUAUAGAAAACAUGAAUGGUUGGGAGAAAAUGUCAAUGGAACAGCAUUUACCCAAGUUAUUUUUCUCACUGUGACUGGUUGGAUCACAGAAACCCCCUUGGGAACUGCCACCUGAUGUGCAAAGACUACCUCUGCUCCUGUUUUCCCUGCCAACUCAGGACUCCAGCACCCUGUCUUGCUGAGCCAGACACUCC